AUGACAGAAGAAGUGCCCGCAGCUGCCACCAUGCCGGCGUGCAACGGGAGCCUUCCCCCGGAGGACGGCCCACUCCAGGUCAUCGGUGGCCUCGAAGAAAUUGCAAAAUCUCUUGGGACAGUCCCGUAUGCGAACGCGGAAAUGAGCCCUGACACUCUACCUGCAAAGGAAAAUCUGGAGGAAAACAGAAAUUCAUUGCCAGAGGACAUCGCUCCUGAGAAUUUUGCUGGAGAGAAGCGAUGCCAAGAAAAGCGAGAGGAGAACGCUGGCACACCACAGCAGGGACCAGCGGAUAUCCAGGAUGCAGGGACCAAUGGCCAGGGAUCAGAGGCAGGGCCGGGUGGCACAGCGGGGACGGGCACGGAGGUGGCGGAGACCCCGCCGGGCAGCGCCGAGCCCAGACCGAACGCGGCCGAGGAGGCGGAGGCGGAGGAGGAGGAGGAGGAGGAGGAGCAAUUCUGCAUUGUGCCAGCAGACAUAGCCCUCAUUGUGCCAUUCACACUUGUUUGUUUGCUCCUUGGCCUGGGGAAGUUCUGA
Molecule: messenger RNA, 537 nt
Organism: Pyrgilauda ruficollis (rufous-necked snowfinch)
Lineage: Eukaryota; Metazoa; Chordata; Aves; Passeriformes; Passeridae
Product: ermin-like
Exons: 3
Coding region: 1-537 (178 amino acids)
Biological process (GO): morphogenesis of a branching structure; regulation of cell projection organization; actin filament organization
Cellular component (GO): myelin sheath; internode region of axon; cell cortex
Molecular function (GO): actin filament binding
Source: RefSeq, a predicted model, not a curated record